Messenger RNA from Daphnia pulex (common water flea), 2381 nucleotides. Its product is annotated as E3 ubiquitin-protein ligase Mdm2-like. The transcript has 5 exons. The record is from RefSeq and is a predicted model, not a curated record. Bases 1454 to 2284 code for a protein of 276 amino acids. Lineage: Eukaryota; Metazoa; Arthropoda; Branchiopoda; Diplostraca; Daphniidae.
CACGCUCUGCUAAAAAUCUUUUUAUUUUUCAAUUUUACUAAAUUCCCCCAUGGCAACAGUCAAUUCGAGUUCACAUGAAUGAAAGCAAUUUGUUUUCACACAUCGUUCGCAAAUGUCGCACGCAAAUCAAUAUCAACGAAAAAGCUCUAGGCCGAUGGCCAGGAUCGUUGAUUAAGGAUCCAGUAUUCUUCAAUCCAGCAGUAUUCUUUACCAAAUUAUGGAUUACUGUUGCUAAUGGGAAGCCUUGAAUGCAAGCAUUGAUUUUUACUUUGUAGAUCUUAAAUCUUUGAUCGUGCCCUUCAACGACCUAAUUAUCACUUGUCCUAGUUGAUGAAAAUCCUCUUAAUGCAAUAGAUAAUUUCGUAAACAACCAUUAAACGCAUAAUCCGCAUCUUUAAACUUGUAUUUUCUCCUUUAAUGCUUAUAGCAGUAAAACGUUGCACUGAUAUGCUCCAGAGGAUGCGAUAAUCAUGUAGAACAUUGUCCUCAAACUCUUGCAAGUGCUUUUCCGUUAUCUACUGUAAAUCGGACCCGAUGGAAGAAAUCGCCGUUCCCGUUCAGACGUGUCGAAUUUCGUGUGGAUCUCGUUUUAAGAAAAGAGCCGAUAAGGAAAGAUUACAAACUGGAGGUUUCUCCGCUUUGUAUAUCUUCACGACCCUGACAUUAAUAGUUUGAGAUUUUGUUCAUACAGUAAAAUAAUAAUCUUCCAUGACAUUUUAGACUUUCUAACAUAAUGUUAAAAUGGGCGUGAUCAAAAUUCUUUCUUAUUUGUUGUGUGUGAAAGCUUUCCCCCUCACUAACAACAAACGGUUUUUACUCACUCAAGAGUGAAACUCUUUCAAGCUCAGGCACGAGCACGAACUAUUUGAGAAAUGCCGCCGCCCAACGGAAAGCUCAACAACAACGACGAGUCCGGGCAGGUUGGGCCCAAUUGUGAUAGAUUGUGGACGCCUGAAUGAUUACUUCACUAUAUUUCAUAAAAUGUGAGUAAUCACGCCUCUGGUGAAUUUCCCAAACUUAAAUAAAAUUACUAAUUUUGUAUGUGCCUAUUCUCUGUAAUAUGAGACAUCAAGACAGGCAAAGUAUGUCAAAUACCUUGACUGACACACACCUUGAUAUGCACAGCUGCUAGAGAAAUUACUGUAACUCAAUCUAGAGUUUCCUGUACAUAACAGAACUACUUACAGUAGUAAUACGAUACAAGGCGUGCAUUUCAACGGACUUGAACGUACUCUAUUCACGAUCGAGUCGGAACAGACAAGACGUGUUCGAACAUGUUUCUAGCGUUCGCAAUAACGCCCUAGGCCUUGGGAAUAUACUUCUAGCAGACGAUUCUGGCAUUUCAAUUCAGUCGACUUUAUCCUAUCAACAACCCUAGUCAUUCCAUUUUGUCCGUCCUGUUUUGUUUUUUUCCUACAAGUUUGUUUACCAAGUGUUUAAAAUUGCUAAAAAUAUGGAUACCCACUCUGUGAUGAUAUGUGAUGGAGUUCAAAUGGAAGAACCGGCGCGUAAACGUUUCUGCCCAGAUUUCCUGUCGACCGGGUCUGGUUCAUCUUCAUGUGAUGGUGUAAAUGUAAAUGAUGAUGAUGACGAUGAUAAAGAAUCUGUUUAUUCUUGGCAGAGCUAUGAAACAGCUUGGGCAGCUGAUUCUGUUGACGACUGGAGUUUAUCAGAUCCUGAUGAAGUGGAUUCCCUUACAGAAUUUGAAAUUGUUGACGAAGAUAGUACAGAUCUAGAAUCUCAAAGCAGUGACUCUUCUUCUUCUCUUGAAAUUACGAAUGUUCAUUUUCCUGAAGGCCUUUUGCCAGCCCCACUAGCCGACAGUAGUUCUUCUUUUACCGACGAGUCCGGUUGGGACGAUCCUAACGGUGAAACGGAUAGUAACUUCGACAACUCUCAAUCGCAAACCAGUUGGAAAUGUCUUAAAUGCAGAGCACCAACUUCAGCCCCACGCAAUUUCUGCUUCACUUGCUAUCAGAAGCGGAAAUCAAGUCGACCACCACGUCCAGUAAGAAGGUCUAAAAAGCCUGGGAGAACCAAACCAUCUGGCACUUCUCUAGACACUGACUGUGCGAUGCUGAUAUCUGCACCUGGCACUUCAAAUGAUAACAACAUGUGCACAGUGUGUCACGUCGGAAUUCGGGAUGGUGCCUUCGUUCACAGAAAAACAGCUCAUGUGGCAGCUUGUUAUGCGUGUACUUUGAAAAUCUCAAGAAAACCUAACGCAAAGUGUCCUAUUUGCCGUCAGUCGAUUCAAAACACUAUAAAGAUUUUCUUUAAUUAAAAAAUCAACACUUCUCACGUUAUUUUUAAACUCGAUUCAUUUCUUAGAAAAAAAAACCAUGGAAAUAUAAAAAUACAUUCAGUUAAUAUCCUCAUAA